CUUGGACUGAAUCAUCUGCAGCGACGUUUCUUGUCCUACAUGGGACAGCUUUUAAAAGUUCAGGUGACCGGAGUCACAGGGUAGAGUAACAAGGGAUCACUUUGAUGACUGUCCCCGCCUACUGGACAACCUACAGGCUGCAGCUGUAUCUGAAGAUGGUCCCUUGGAGGUUUGCUGUGUCUCUCUAGGGCGUCAUAUCAACAUUCAGUGAUGGGGCUGUCAUCUCACAUAUUCAUCAUUCCAUGGACAGGCAACUGAUGCCAUGCACAACGUCACAGAGCCCCCACCGAUACGGAGUGGACACAGCUACUCAUCGCAGGAACUGGACAGUGUGGAAUUAGCCCGAUGGAUUAUCAUAUGGAUAGCCAUAACAUCUCUUGUCAUCAUGCUGUUCACCUAUCGAUAUUUCAGACACAAGAACAACCAGAUGGAAUUCCAAAAUGGUGUGUACAGAAGGCAACACCAUCAUAAGAUCAGACACAAAUCGUGCAAAUACCGACGUUGUUUGACUUCUGAAGAACGUGAAGAAAUCAAUGUGGAAUCGGUCAAGAGAAAGCCCAUACCUCCACAACAAUUCCUCACAUGGCUCAGGCGUAGGGACGCAGUGAAAGAUUUAAACCUAGAGGUCAAGGUAAGUCGCAAAACCUCACUCAUGGCUUUAUUUGCACGUCUUUUGUUUUUCCUGCUUCUUCUUCUCUUUUUCCUAAUCUAUUUCUUUCUCCUAUGUCCACGGUUUGUUUCAAUGUGGAUUUCAAUUCUGGCGGGGAAGCACAGGCCUGGGUAUUUAUUUGUGGCUGAGAAGAUACCUGUUGUUUCCCCCCAGCCAUGUGGUUUUGGGGUUCGUUCCUGCUGCACGACACCUUGAGCAAGUGCCUUCCAAUAUAGCCCUAUGCUGACCAGAGCCUUGGGAGUGGAUACGAUGGACAGAAACUGAAAGAAGCCUGUCAUUUAUAUAUACAUACAUACAUAUCUAUCUGUGUAGCUAUAUGUCUAUCUAUCUAUCU
Molecule: messenger RNA, 1004 nt
Organism: Octopus bimaculoides (California two-spot octopus)
Lineage: Eukaryota; Metazoa; Mollusca; Cephalopoda; Octopoda; Octopodidae
Source: RefSeq, a predicted model, not a curated record